Pomacea canaliculata is the source of this 3661-nucleotide messenger RNA. RefSeq names its product zinc finger and SCAN domain-containing protein 12-like. Bases 297 to 1643 code for a protein of 448 amino acids. The transcript is spliced from 2 exons. The record is from RefSeq and is a predicted model, not a curated record. NCBI's taxonomy places the organism in Eukaryota, Metazoa, Mollusca, Gastropoda, Architaenioglossa, Ampullariidae. Gene Ontology annotation, molecular function: RNA polymerase II cis-regulatory region sequence-specific DNA binding; DNA-binding transcription factor activity. Gene Ontology annotation, biological process: regulation of transcription by RNA polymerase II.
GAGUUGGACAGCGGAGAAUGACACGUAAGGUCACUCGACGCAAAAGUAAGAUUUCUCCAGCUCUUGAGCAGACAAGGGGGAAACUAACGGACACCCGUGCACCCUCCCGAUGUCCCUCGGUCAUUUUUAGAGAGUCGCCCUCGACAGACAGGACUGUGUGGUGGUGGCACCUGCUUGUGUCUUUCUUCUUGUUUGUUUCCGGACGAACUUUUUCUCCGCCUUCAAGGUUUCUGAGAAGCUGUCUUGUGUUCGACACUCACUUGUUCGAUUUCCACUGAAGCUGGUCGAGUUCACCGAUGGACGGAGCACUGCAGAUGGCGCCGGGACCGUUAAGGCCCGUUCCGAUUUACUCCAGGCGACCGCUGCAGCUGGAUUUAUCUCCUCGAACGUUGCAACCACCUCCUCCUCCUCCUGCCCCUCCUCAACAAGGACUGUUCGUGCUUCCAGGUGCACGUGCAGUGAAGGGCGGUGACGUGUCGGGGUCACAGUGCAAUCAGCAGCUGAUGGUGUCCCAGGUUCUGAUGACCUCGCACCAGGAGCUGCUGGCCAAGGCAUUGGGCGUCCAUCCGGCUGCUUCCGGAAAAGCCUGCGAGUUGUCCGCCCAUAAGCAAGGCGCCAGUUUGGCCAAUCCACUUCGCUCGCCAGACCCCCGGGGUCUGGUCUUGUACCACACCCUACUCCGUCAGCACCCGGCGUACCAGCACCUGCUGCAGAGCUUCCUGGCCCCAGCGUUGCCUCCCAUGUUCUGCCACCCGGCCUCGUCGUUGUGCGAGAGACCUCUUGCUUUCUGCACCAGCCUGCUGGCCGGAAAUACAAACAUGGAAGCCCAGAAAACCCAUGCGCACCAACAACAACAGGAACUCCGUCACCACCACCAGCAGCAUCAACAACAACAUCAGAUGAAGGGAGAGAAACAUUCUCCGGUCAGAUCGUCUCCCGUCUCCUUUGUCUCGAAGACUCAGCCCGCAUGCCAGGCGCCAUUUUCGCCACCUACUCCCACCACAUCCCCAACCAAAGACUCAUCGACGACCGACAAAGUCCCCCACCGCCCUGCACCCCCCAAACGAGCGGGGUCUGUCCUGACAGCGGAGGACCUGGUGUCCUCCAUAACCGCGGUGCCGGACCCCUACCAGCAGUACGGCUACGGCCGCAAGAUCUUCCCCUGCCCGCAGUGCCGCUACACCACGGACCGGCGCAACAACCUCAAGCGGCACAUGCUGACGAUGCACCAGGUGUCCGGCAAGCUGCUGGAGUGCUGCGGCGUCCUCUUCCAGACCAAGGCGUCGCUGCGCGAGCACGCGCUCAUCUUCCAUUACCACGGCUACACGUGCUUCUACUGCGGCCGCCGCUUCUGCCGCAAGGCGCUGCUCAAGCGCCACCUGUCGGUGCACAACGGCCAGAAGGAGUUCCUGUGCUCCGUCUGCGACUACGCCACCAGCCACAAGAGCAACCUGGAGCGCCACCGCCGGGUGCACGUGCGGCAAGAUGAUGACGUCACUUGCAUGGACCAAUCGCCGCCGGCCUGUGGAGAAGACUUGACUGGCGAGGAGGGCAAGGGUCAUCGCAGCGAAGACGAGAUUUCAGUGUGUUCUCACGACGACGAGGAGGAAGACGAAGAAGAAAUUAACGUCCACAGCGAUUGAAACAGUUGAUGUCAGGGGAGGUAACUGGAAUGUCGCUCGGUUCGAGGAAAAGAGCAUCCUACUCUCGGUCGCCUGGGUGCGAGACGGUUAGCUACUUCGGAGAACACAGAGCAUGCGCGGACGCUGCAGUGCGCACAGCGGAAGUUGUUCUCGUUUGUCUGGCAGUAGAGGUGAGAGGGGAGGAGCCAUGGAGGACUGAUCAGACGACCACGCCGACGACCAAAGCUGUUGCUCUGUUUAAAUCUCUCUAACAAUUACGGUUUGGUUUUGGGUGUUAACAUUCCUGGACAUAUUGUUUAUUCUUGUUGAAACCCGAGUUCCCCAUCAUUCUCAUCUUCUUCAUCGAGAUGCACAGAGUCGACUCAAUCGUUCCUCGUCUUAGAAAAAAAAAAUCUUGAUACAACUUCUGAGUGAGAGGUCAUGAAGUGACUUACUUGACAGACUAGCAGAUGUACUCAAUGAGCUGAGUGGACAUGAGUAAUGAUGUCAAAUAUUUGUUCUUGUCUGUCUGCGACCACCACCACUGGGAGGUGGGGUAAGUCUGGGUGAGGAAGCUCAACAAUGAGAGAAGCUCUUAGUAUCCACGAUCCAGCCAUGAGCUGCGAGCAACUGAGUCUGGGAUCCUGGAUCGUCUGCUUGUGAUGUGUGAGUACUCACUACCCAUCAGAAAGCUAGAUGACACUUCGUCAGCACAGUCCGUCAGAGCCUUGCUGACGUCAUGUCAGUGUCAGUGUCAGUGUCAGUGACAAAAGAGAGUGACAUGAAGGAUCUCUGCACUGUGGAGAAGGACUGUGUCUGUCGAUCGAAAGGAAGUAUAAAGGUAGACAGUGUGAGGAGAAGGCAAAGAUUGAGAAAGUGUGUGUGAUGUUUGUUUGUUUGUUUAUUUGUUUGCUUGCGUGCUCUUCGUAUUCAGACCAUAUAAUGAAUUCCUCUGGGUUGGACUUUAUACUGAGCUUAACUCAGUGUGUCAGCCCCAACUUCAGUCGCAUAACAACAGGACCCAACAUGUCGGCGAGGUGCGGACGACAGAUGUUUACACAACUUGUAUUAGGGUUACAACCUCCACAGGACAUGCAACCCUUCUCAGAAAACCAAGGGCAGCGAUUGGUACAGAUGUCGCUGUGGACACAGAUGACAUACAGAGGUACGCGUCGGCGGUAGUCAUGGAAACCAGAAAGAGAAUAAGCGAAUGUCCUGGAACAUUGCAGCUGGAGUCUGUGGUUGCUGCUUCUGAGAUGCGAUGGUGGGAUUGAGAAGUCAGCCACAGUCCACAACUCCUCUACCACUCACUACCACCUUUGACCUUUCAAUACCGGCUUUGCGUGAAUGCAAUCAGAUUUCAGGACAUGUUUAAACUGCAUGUAUUUCAUGUACACAAAUGUGCAUGGUAUUGUGUGCUUGUUUGUGGUAGGCUCAUGAAUCGCCAUUAGGAUAAUUAAUGUCGGAUCAUUUAGAGGACUUAAAUAUAAACAGGGCAAAGCUACAAAGUAUUGUUUAAAUCCACCAUCAUAGACGAAGGUAGAAGUGUGAAGGAUUUUGAAAUAAACACAAAAAUGACAGAAAUGGGUAUUUCUAAAUGUCCUUCCUCGAUGACGAAUUCUACCCGAGUGUUGUAAUUAUUCAGAGCGAGAGACUAUCGCAACAUUUAACCUUAACAGUUAAAAUGCCGGAAUUCUUCAUGCUGAUGUAGUAAUCUGAUGUAGCAAGAGGCAUCCGAAACAAUUAGUGUCCGGUUUCAAAACACCCUCCUCCCUCUUACAAAUAAAUAAUAAAUAAAUGACUAAAUUAGGAACACACACAAGCAAAGUCGAGGAAUUUUCCCCAUAGAGGGGCCACAGUGGCAAAAGAACAGACCACGUGACCAAAACGUAAAUCUGAGUAAAAGAAUCCAGAAAAGGAAAACUGUCGAAUUGAAAAUAGAGUUAGAAUAAGAAUAAUGGUAGGUUUAUUUCCAAAAACUAAUUUUUUAAGUUUUAAGCUGCUCCGCCAUGUGUAUUUUUAUAAAACCAAUGAUAUAG